This is a messenger RNA of Mytilus trossulus (common blue mussel), 1509 nucleotides long. RefSeq names its product zinc finger MYM-type protein 2-like. The coding region runs from base 1 to 1509 and encodes 502 amino acids. The record is from RefSeq and is a predicted model, not a curated record. Lineage: Eukaryota; Metazoa; Mollusca; Bivalvia; Mytilida; Mytilidae. The transcript has 2 exons.
AUGCAUUUUCAGGGACAUCAGUUUACGGGACAUGGAACAAAGUUACAUCAACGACUCAGUGCAGAUAAAACACCAACACGUAAUUCUAUGUGUGAUAAAAAUAUGCUCUUACAAUUAGAUUCCAUUAACAAUCCAACCAUGAGAGAGAAAAUAGAUUGUGGUAUCAUUAAACCUCUCAUCGGUACUAAAAGACGAUUUGGUUUGGAACAUGAAAAAAAGGUUUUUGAACAGAUCAAUUUAAAUGUGUUUUCUAAAUACAGAUGGUUCAUACAUCUCAAAAACAAGAAAGGGUUGACGUUUAAAGAUGCUUUCCAAGCAGUCUUCACGUCAUCAUCACGAUUUCCUCAAAAGUUAUGGACAGAUAAAGGUAAUGAAUAUUACAACAAAGAGCAAAAAACUGUAAAUUCGUUGUUAAAUAGCCCUGUUCUACAACAACCUAGAAAUUCACAAUUGGAAUCAGAUUUCCUUCUUGCUCAAAUACUACAAAAUGAAAUUGUAAAUGAAGAGCCUGAAAUUGAAAAUGUAGAGCCUGAAAUUGAAAAUGAAGCACCUGAAAUUGAAACAGUUCAAACCACAAACAUAUCAAAACAGAAUGAAAAAUCUAAAAACUCAACAAGAUUUGCUAAUGCAAAGGUAGAUGAUGAUGAUAUUGAAAUUUUUUGUCAGGAACAAACAAAUCAAAACACUAACAGAAAAACAGUUUCCGACAUGAAAAUUUUAAAUGAGUUUAUGAAUUCUGCAUUAGAUGACACACGAGACAUUUGUGUUAUCCAACCCAGAGAAUUGAAUAGCAUAAUAUGCAAAUUUCUAAUAAAUGUACGCACAAAAAGUGGUACAGAGUAUGAGCCAACAUCAGUGAAGGGUAUGAUAAGUAGUUUCGACCGUUAUUUAAGAGCAAAUAACUAUGGAACAUCCAUAAAAAAGGGUGAUAUUUUUGACCAAGCUCGAAGGGUCCUGACAGCUAAAACCAUGGAUUUAAAAAAAAUGGGAAAAGGCAACAAACCUAACAAGGCCCAACCAGUUAUUGAUGAGGAAGUGGACAGACUGUUCAAUACUGGACAAAUGGGAAUGGAACAUCUAGAUGCAUUACUAAGAAUGAUGUGGUUCCAAAAUACAGUGCAUUUCGGUAUGCGCACAGUGACCGAACAUGUGAAUAUGAAAUGGGGGGAUAUCAAAUUAUGUACAAUCAAGUCAGGAACACAGUUUUUGCAAUAUUCAGAAAGGGCGACAAAAACAAGGACAGGGGCCAACCCUGGAAAUGUAAGAGACGUUCCACCCAGAUCUUGGAAAACCCUAGAAGACCCCAGCAGGUGCCAUGUACUUGCAUACAUCAAGUAUAAAAAACUCAGGCCUACACAGUAUAGUGCAGAGUCUGAUCCUUUUUAUGUUUCGUCUAAUACCUGUUUCGGUACAAAAUCCAGCAAAUGGUUUAAAUCCCAACCAGUGGGUAUUAAUACAAUCAGUAGCUUUAUGAAGCUUAUGAUAACAAAUGCAGGUACAUACAUUUAG